Molecule: messenger RNA, 1065 nt
Organism: Neltuma alba
Lineage: Eukaryota; Viridiplantae; Streptophyta; Magnoliopsida; Fabales; Fabaceae
Product: DNA-directed RNA polymerase III subunit rpc4-like
Exons: 9
Coding region: 89-1036 (315 amino acids)
Biological process (GO): tRNA transcription by RNA polymerase III
Cellular component (GO): RNA polymerase III complex
Molecular function (GO): DNA binding
Source: RefSeq, a predicted model, not a curated record
UCAUUCUCUAGGUCGCUGGUUCGAUUCUUGCCCUAGCCUUCCUUUUUGGCCUUUUUGGACUCAGUUCAUCUUCCUCAUUUCUACGACCAUGGAUGGAGACCAGCCAUCUUCUGCUCGCAGGAAGGUAAAGUUCGCUCCGAGAUCUCCACCUACCAGGAAGCCUAAACCAAAGACGCCGAAAUCUGAAGCUGGAGAAGAAAAUGAUGGAGAAAGUGCUCAAGCUCGAGCUCUAUUGCGUCACAUGAGCGAGAGCAUCACAAGACGAAGUCCUAAAGUUGAAACAAAAGCAAAUGUGCAAGUUGCAUUUGGUCCUGGUGCUAGUUCAUCGCCAUCCCUACGAACAUAUGGUAACAGUAAGGGCAAGAAUAGAGGUCAAAGCAGCAGUAGCUCAUCAUCCAGAGUUUCUGGUAAUGGGGAAGAUGUUUUAACAUUGCCUUCAACUGCUGUGGAGAAUCAAAAUGAUGUUUAUAUGAUAGAUGCUACUAAUGCUGUAACCGAUGCAUCAGCUAGGAAAACAAAUAAAGAAUACCGGGAACCAUGGGAUUAUCAAUCUUAUUAUCCUACCACGCUGCCGCUGAGGAAGCCUAAUUCUGGGAACCCAGAAAUUCUUGAUGAGCAAGAAUUUGGGGAAGCUGCUACUAGUGUAGAAUAUGAUGAGGAAGCUGUUAAUAAUGCCGCAGAACUUGGUCUCUUGGAUGACAGGGACGGAAAAAAGAUGCUUUUGUUUCAGCUCCCUCCUCUGCCAUUGGUUAAGCAGCCGGCCAGCGUGAAAGGGAAGGAGAAAUUAGGUACAUCAGAAGCUUCCAUAAAGGGCUGCAAUCUGGAAGAUUUGUCAGGGGGCUACAUGGGCAAAAUGCUAGUAUACAAGAGUGGAGCAGUUAAAUUAAAGCUUGGAGAGAACUUAUUUGAUGUGUCUGUUGGUUCAGAUUGUUUGUUUGCUCAAGAUGUGGUGGCCAUGGAAAUUGCAGGAAGAAACUGCUGUGUUCUUGGGGAACUUAACAAAAGGGCUGUUGUAACUCCUGAUGACUUUGAUUGAGCAAGUAGAAUCAAAUAUUGACCUGUUUG